Aplosporella prunicola CBS 121167 is the source of this 3069-nucleotide messenger RNA. RefSeq lists its product as uncharacterized. Gene Ontology annotation, cellular component: Golgi apparatus; membrane. The transcript is spliced from 4 exons. Gene Ontology annotation, molecular function: zinc ion transmembrane transporter activity. The record is from RefSeq and is a predicted model, not a curated record. Lineage: Eukaryota; Fungi; Ascomycota; Dothideomycetes; Botryosphaeriales; Aplosporellaceae. The coding region runs from base 78 to 2927 and encodes 949 amino acids. Gene Ontology annotation, biological process: transmembrane transport; zinc ion transport; intracellular zinc ion homeostasis.
GCUCGCGCGACUUCUCCACAGAGGCGCUGCUUCUCCAACCUCAGCAAACAAGGUCAACCUCGCCAUUGCCUGCGUGAAUGGCCUCCACAUACGCCCUUCCCCUCGACAGCACCCUCCGCUCCCACUCUCAGCAUGGCCACGGCCACGCUCAUUCCCCCCAUACCUACGCGCGUUCUCUGCUGCCAGACCGGUCCUCGUCCUGGGCCACCGAUUCCGGCCUGAAGAUGCACGACAGUCCCCGCUCCCACUCUCUGUCGCCGCAUGUCGACUACUCGGCCUACAGCAUCAUGAAAGGCCGCCCCAAGAUUCGCCCCCGCGGUGAAUCCGACCUUGGCCGCCCGGCGCCCAAACCGCACCCCCAUGUUGCUUCAAGUUACGGCUUUCCCGCACCACUCGAACAUCCUGAAAAUCAUUCCCACGGCCACAAGCUCCAGGACGCUCUCACGGGGCUCCUGGUCCCCCUUCCCUACAUUCUUGCCUCCCUGGCUUUCGCGACCUCAGCUACGUCAACCUCGUCCGCCGCCGCGGCUUCCGCUUCUCCACUCGAGCGCCUCCAGGCCUCGGUUUCGACCGAACAAUUGGUCACUACCAUAGUUCAGGAGCCGCACAGUGCGGCGCUUUUGGAAGCAUGCUUGCUUUCGUCUGGUACGCUCAUGCUGGUAGCCAGCAUGGCGAAAUUAAGGCCCUCUGCGCAGGUGCUCAAUCGUAGAAAGAGUCUUGGCACUCCUAUCUUAAAGAGCGAGCCACUUCUCACUUUUUCGCGCCUUCGGGAGGCCGUGGGUAGGAUUGUCCGUGUCAGCCUACCGUUUUAUGCUGCUGCGCAAUUGGGUGGCAUCCGGACGGGUCUCAUCUUCCUGGGCGCAUUGGCUUGCGGCUUAGGUGUCCCAGAUGUGAAUUCAGGAAAGCGGAAGCUCCUGGAUCCUUUCCGACGUGCUUUUCGGGAGAAGAAAUACUUCUGUCUUUACCUCGCUCUGAGCUUGGUGUGCGACAUGCUAGGGUUUACCUCAACCCGGAGUCUGCAUCACACGAUGGCGGGAUAUUUCACCCUUCUUGUUUCUCUCUUUUUGAUGCCACCGCCUUUCUCUACUUCCCACAAGCCUCUUGCAACGUCUCCACCUAACGCGUUGAAUCCGUCGGUAUCAAGCUUUCUUUCGCCUCUGAUCGAGAGCCCUCUAAAGACGCCUUCAGCCACUCAAGAUGUCAAACCGUACAUCACAGCAUCUUCGUUGAUAGCUUCAUCGGAAGACACUUCCACGACUUUCCUUGCAGGCGCAGUUCUGAGCGCCUUCACGAUUUUAACCCUAUUUUUUGCAUCGACGACACCUUCUUUUACGACCUUUUCUACGUUUUUCUCGGUCUUGUCUAUGUUCUCGGCGGCUGCUGUCUACUUUUCUGCGCAUCCUCCUACUUUGCAAUCAUCGCAAAGUCCCGGUACCGUGACGGGCUGCGGUCUGACAGCUAUUGCUGGAUCGUUGCUCCACCCAGGGGCUUGGGCGUAUACUCUUAUUGAUUUCCUUAUGUCCGUUUUCACAUACGCAAUUGUUCGCUAUGAGCUUGGAUCAGCUUCUGCUACCGCUGACCAUGACCAUGAUCAUCAUGAUCACCACAACCACAAGGGUCACGAUCAUAGCCAUGCUCAUUCUCAUGCGCAUGAUCGUCAAUCCAGGAUCACACGCCACCUUCUGUCGAAGUGUGAUCCCGAUUCCAUCACUUACAGUAUUCUCUUAGAGAAAGACUCUCGUCGCAUCGCUUAUUUCACAUGCCUUAACCUCUUCUUCAUGCUGGUUCAGUUUUUCUACGGCUACGUCAGCGGAUCUCUAGGACUUUUAUCCGAUAGUAUCCACAUGCUCUUUGACUGUGCUGGUCUAGCAGUUGGUUUAGCUGCCGCUGUCAUGGCCAAGUGGCCCGCGAGCGCUCGGUUUCCCUAUGGUUACGGAAAAGUGGAACUGCUGUCCGGCUUUUCCAACGGAAUCUUCCUUCUGCUUGUGAGCAUCGAGAUAUGCCUUGACGCGUUCGAACGAUUCUGGGAGGGCCAUGAGUUACGGCGCCUCAACGAGCUUCUCGUUGUUAGUGUGCUGGGCUUCCUCGUCAACAUGGUUGGUCUCGCAGCCAUGGGCGGCCACGCGCACCACGGCCAUGGCCACGAUCACCAUCACCAUGGCGACGAGAACAUGCAUGGCAUCUUCCUGCAUGUUAUGGCGGAUGCUCUUGGUUCUGUGGCCGUCAUUGUCUCCACCAUUCUGACUCAAUGGAACGGCUGGAACGGUUGGGAUCCCCUCGCGUCAUGCGCCAUUUCGGUCAUGAUCUUCAUCUCGGCUCUGCCCUUGACGUACGGUGCUGCUAUGCGGCUGAUUCUAUGCGUGCCCGAAAACAAAGAGGACAUGCUGAAGGAUACGUUGCGCGAUAUCAACUCGAUCCGAGGAGUGGUCAAUUAUAGCGCGCCGAGAUUCUGGAUGGAGGACGUGGGGACGGCUCAUCAGCGUGAGCAUGAGCACUCCCACGGCCACGACCAUAGCCAUGACCAUGGCAACGAUCAUGGCCACAAUCAUAGUCACGACCAUAGUCACGACCACAAGCACGGCCAUGAACACUCCCAUGACCACAGUCACGAUCACAGCCACGGAGACGGGUGCGCGCAUGGACACGAUCAUAGCCAUUCGCAUGAUCACGGCCAUACCCACUCGCACUCCAACGAUCAUGGUCACAGCCAUUCUCACUCACAUGAUCAUGACCACGACCAUGACCACCAUGAGGCAGAGCCGAGGGUUCUGGGCGUGAUCCAUAUCAUCGCGGCCAAGACGGCGGAUGCUGAAGAUGUGCGACAGAGGACCACGACGUUCUUGAAGGAGCGCAAGUUGGACGUACUUGUACAUGUGGAAAAGGAGGGCGACAGAUGCUGGUGCGGCGGUGGUGCGAACUUCCAGUGAGAGGAAGCAUUGUUCUGCGGCGAUUUUCUUUCUUGUACCAUAUUUAUUGUGGCAUCGGCAUUGCAGAUGCGGGUGCUGUAUAAACUCUGAGCGUUCUCGCAAACACGAGAUUGAGUCGUUUUAUGCGAUACUUGGGUGGAGG